CUGGGGCGACGUUGCCAUUGCUACCGCGAGGAGCGGGGCGCGGCCUAGUCUGCCUGGCCGGGCUGAGCUGUGCCGUGCUGGGCGACGGGGCGGCUCAGGCUGCCCCAGCGAGCGGGGAUGGCGGAGCCGGAGAGCCUGGAGACGGCGGCCGAGCACGAGAGGAUCCUGCGCGAGGUGGACAGCACCGACACAGCCUGCAUCGGACCCACCCUCAGGUCAGUCUACGAUGGUGCAGAGCACGGGCGCUUCAUGGAGAAGCUUGAUGCUCGCAUCCGAAAUCAUGACCGUGAGAUUGAGAAAAUGUGCAACUUCCAUUACCAAGGCUUUGUAGAUGCAAUCACGGAGUUCUUGAAAGUCAGAGCAGAAGCCCAAAAGCUGAAGAAUCAAGUGACGGACACUAACAGAAAGCUGCAGAUAGAAAGCAAGAAACUGGUGGGAGCAAUGGAAGAGCUGAAACAGUGUAGGCUGCAACAGCGGAAUAUUUCUGCAACAGUUGACAAGCUCACACAGUGCCUUCCCGUUCUGGAGAUGGAGAGCAAAUUGAGAGAGCAAAUGAAAUCUAAAAGACACUAUCCUGCCUUGAAGACGCUGGAGCACCUCGAGCAUACGUACUUGCCUCUCGUGAGCCAUUAUCGCUUCUGCAAGGUCAUGGUGGACAACAUCCCAAAGCUGCGCGAGGAGAUCAAGGAAGUUUCCAUGUCUGACCUCAGAGACUUUCUGGAGAGCAUCCGUAAGCACUCGGACAAGAUUGGCGAGACGGCCAUGAAACAGGCCCAGCAGCAAAGAAACCUGGACAGCAUUAUCUCUCAGCCUUCCAAGGCCGGUGGGAGAAGACUCAAGAGAGAUGCCUCGGCAAGUUCCGACCUGGAGGUGCUCAGAAAUGCCAGCCCAGCCUCCGAGCAGGAUUCUGGGAUCUUGGAUGGGGAAGAGGAAGAGGAAGAGGUGCCUGGUGCCCAAGAUUUGGUGGACUUCUCACCUGUAUACCGCUGCUUACACAUCUACACAGUACUGGGGGCCCGAGAAACCUUUGAGCACUACUACCGGAAACAGAGGCGAAAGCAAGCCCGGCUGGUGCUGCAGCCCCCCUCCAACAUGCAUGAGACGUUGGACGGCUAUCGGAAAUACUUCAACCAGAUUGUAGGCUUCUUUGUCAUUGAGGACCACGUUCUGCAUACAACUCAGGGCUUGGUGGACAGAGCCUACCUUGACGAAUUGUGGGAGAUGGCCUUGUCAAAAACCAUUGCUGCCCUCCGGACACAUUCAUCCUACUGCUCUGAUCCCAACCUGGUCUUGGACCUGAAAAACCUCAUCGUGCUUUUUGCUGAUACCCUCCAGGGAUAUGCUUUUCCUGUCAACCAGCUCUUUGACUUGCUGCUAGAAAUCCGGGAUCAGUACAGCGAGACGCUGCUGAAGACGUGGGCAGGAGCCUUCAGAAGUAUUCUGGAUUCAGACAACUACAGCCCCAUCCCAGUGGCGCACGAGGAGCUCUACCAGAAGAUGGUCGGCCAGUUUCCUUUCCAUGAUGCGGAGCUGGAAAAGCAACCGUUCCCCAAGAAGUUCCCCUUUUCUGAGUUUGUGCCUAGAGUUUACAGCCAGAUCAAGGAAUUCAUCUAUGCUUGCCUAAAGUUCUCUGAAGACCUUCACCUGAGCUCCACAGAGGUUGAUGACAUGAUUCGGAAAUCAACCAAUCUGCUGCUGACACGGACACUCAGCCACUGUCUACAGAACGUCAUUAAGAGGAGGAACGUUGGCUUGACGGAGCUGGUCCAGAUUAUCAUCAACACGACACACCUGGAGAAGUCCUGCCGGUUCCUUGAGGAAUUCAUAACCAACAUCACCAAUGUCCUCCCUGGAACUGUCCACACAACAAAGCUGUAUGGAACUGCCACCUUCAAGGAUGCCCGCCACGCCGCAGAGGGAGAGAUCUACACAAAUUUGAACCAGAAGAUAGACCAGUUCUUGCAGCUUGCAGAUUAUGACUGGAUGGCCACUGAGGCCAGUUCAAAGGCCAGUGACUACCUGGUGGACCUCAUUGCCUUCCUACGCAGCACCUUUGCUGUCUUUACACACCUGCCUGGCAAGGUGGCUCAGACGGCCUGCAUGUCUGCCUGCAAACACUUGUCCACUUCCCUGAUGCAGCUGCUCUUGGAAGCGGAGGUGAGGCAGCUCUCGCUGGGGGCCUUGCAGCAGUUCAACCUGGACGUGGAGGAGUGUGAACAGUUUGCCAGAUCCGGGCCAGUGCCUGGGUUCCAGGGGGACACGCUGCAGUUGGCCUUCAUCGACUUGAGACAACUCUUAGAUUUGUUCCUCCAGUGGGACUGGUCAACAUACCUCGCCGACUAUGGACAGCCAACCUGCAGAUACCUUCGCGUGAACCCGACGACUGCACUGAUCCUGCUGGAGAAGAUGAAGGACACGAGUCGCAAGAACAACGUCUUUGCCCAGUUCCGGAAGAACGAGAGAGACAAGCAGAAGCUGAUCGAGACGGUGGCCAAGCAGCUGCGCGGCCUCAUCAACAGCCAUCACUCGUGAGGGGGCUGGCAGGGCAGGUGGUGCCUGGUGGUGGGGGCUCGGAGAGGCGUUGGGGGCCCAGAGUCCCGGCAGAGCCCUUCUCUGUGGACAGACUCUGCACCAUGAAGGGGCUGGGUGGAGUCUUGCCCAGCAUCCUUGCAGGGAGUGGGGGGCAUUGGCUGCUCCUCCAAACACCUCCCAUUUUCAGGAGCUUGGAGCCUGAUUGUAAAGAUGGAACUGGAUCCCAGCACUCAAAGCCCCGGGACUUUUCUGCACGCCAAAGGCCAGUGGAUCUAGUGGCUGGAUUUUGGCCUCAACUGUGCCAGCUUUUUUUUGUUAUUGUUGUUGUUAAGGGUUGGGGUGCCAGAUGUGCACUCCAGGCUCCUGGGGGUUUCUGUGCACAGGAGCUUCCGGGCUGCCUGUAACAUGGAUCUGAACGUUAGGUGUGGGGUCUGUGGGGUGGGACGGCUUAGGAAAUGUUCACCUGGCUGUGCUUUGGGGGGGGAGGGGGGUGAACUGCUAAGUAAUCAGCCCCUGGACUUCUGAUGAAGCAGCUCUGUGUGUCCUCCUUUCAACAUCUUGCUUCUCAAAGAGCCUCCAGAAUCUGGUGAAUGUGUUGGGAUUCCCAGGUGGCUCUUUUGCUGCACCACAACAGGCAGCCUGGGCUGGAAACCGUUCUGUAACUUGGCCCUUGAAAGAGCAGAGACCACCUUCCAUUCCAGCUCUUCACCUCCUCUUCCCAUUUCAGGUCUACACUGAGUCCACUAAGAAGGAGAGAGUGAGAUCUCUCCCUGUCUCCACCCAAUGGUGGCAUUUGGGAGCAGAAGCUACCAGUCAGUUUGGACAAGCAAGUUAACUUGCCAGAGGCAUCCCAUCCCUCUCGCCUGCUCCCGGGAGCCACACACACACUUUCCACAGGCAGAGUGCUGGUGGCGCUUCCGGGUGCUGGAGCCAUUUUUCCUGCUGGGAACAGUCGGGCCGCCCACCAUCUUUGUCCCAGUCAUGACAUUAAAGGGAGCAACGGAGGGCCGUGGCUGGAGGGAGACCCCAAAGCCAGUUUCACUUUGCCUUUUGUUUUUGCACUGCCAUGGGCCAGGUUCUCUGGUUUGCUCCAUGCUUUCACUCAAAAUGCAGCUGUGUGUGUGUGUGUGUGUGUGUGUGUGUGUGUGUGUGUGUGUGUGUGUGUGUGUGUAAGGACCAGCUUGUGUGUCUAAACCUUCCAGGGACGUGGCAGGUGGUGGUGCUUUGGGAAGGGACCUGCCACCAAGCCCUCGUCCAGUGCCGAGUCUUGGGUUUUUCUCUGGGAUCCUGGCGUCACCUGGACUAGACUGCUUGCUUGGGAGCUGUGCCUCAGUUGCUGUCCUGGCCACAUUUUCAACUGCAAGCUGGUUCUUUUGAUGUGGCUUCAGCAGCAUUUCUCUUCAGCUGGAGAGAAAUCGUGCUGGUGAAUGUGUUUAGCCGGGAUUGGCCAGCACUGGGAUGAUCGAUGGCUGUGUGUGGUUUUGGUUCCAUCCUCCCCUGUUCUUGGAGCAGCAGCAGGACCACUGCGGGGCCUUUGCCUUCACACUUGUGGAAAGCGCUGAGUGAGGAACUUCCUUUUUCAAGGUCUUUUCCCAAAAGGGAGUCGCAAACCAGAAAGUGGGACCUGCCUUCGCCCCUUGCAUGCAGUGUUUCCACCCCUGCCCUUGGUUCAGACUGGCUUCCCUUGCCUUGAGAGAGUGCAGGUGCUUGUGCCGAGAGCCAGACUUCUGCUGGGGCAAGGAGCUUCGGGGGCAAAUCUGCUGCAGUGUGCCAGGGCUCUUGCCCAGCUCCCGUGUCGUCCCAGUGAAUGAUGAACUGGUUGUUUCUCAAGGGUCUGAGGUUGCUUGGAAAGGAGGCAGCCAAAGCAGAGAGCGUUGGCAGGACCAGACCAGGGGGUGGGGGCGGAGGGGCCCGACUGCUUGAGUGGGUGAGUGUGGGGCGAAUGGAGCAGCCAGGCAUCCCUGCUGUUCAGUGACCAAGGGAGGGCGUCAGCGUGCCAAGGAUUUCCUACUCCUAGAUCAAUCUUGGGAGUUGGAGCUUCUGAGUAGGACCUAGCCAAAACAAGCCCAGAUCUCUCAACCACAACUGGGGGGCAGCCGGUCUGAGGCCUCCUGCUUCCAAACCAUGGGUAUGCUCAGGGGGACUGCUAGGAACGCCUAGGCUGGCCUCGUGGAGGUGAUUCUGAGUGCCCACUGGCAGUGUGUCUGGCCCAUCUGAAGGGCUGCGUGGUUGACAGUGGCAUGGGCUUGUAUCCCACUGAAACAGAUGGGAGUUGACUGAGAGCCUGGCCGAGCUCUUGUGCGCCCCAGGGGCGUUUUCACAAGAAAUGCUUCUGCCAGGCCCUCCUUCUACACAUUGCAGCAUCUGGGCCCUCAGGGGAUGGACCCCUUCCUGAGUUGGGGCCGAGGCCUCUGGUGGUCCAGCUACACAGCAAGGCCUUUGACUGAGGCAUCACUAGAUUACCAGUCUGUGUUACGCAUCACUCCCGAGGGACUGAGCUCUGCCCAAACCAGCCCACGGUUGGUCUAGGAAUAGUUGAGGUGUGUGUAUAUUGUGGAUAAUGUGACCAAUGAGGUAAAAUGUCUGUGAGAUGAGGAACCAGAGGACUGUGGAGUGUGAGCUGCCCAGACCUCUCCCCGGGUCCCAGACCACCUGCGUCCUCCGCCCCAUCCCAGUUUUGCCUCCUUUUUGCUGCCUGACUCAUGAAGAGGGGUGCAGGAUCUCUGCCCUGGCUAAGCCCAGCCUGGCUUCUGCUGCACAUGCCCCCAGUGGCCUGCGAAGGGCCCGCGGGAACAGAAGAGGGCAGGAGAGCCCAAGCUGCCUGGCCAACGCGGGUGAUUUGCCUGCAGCAGCGUCCAGAGGCACACUUGGAUGGCUUCAGCUGUUCCCUUGCAGCCCAAGGGGUGCAGCUGGAUUGCUGUUUCCAGUUCAGCUUCCUUGGGGGGCUGCAGCCUGCCCUUCGUGCAGCUUUGUCUCGGGGUGAGGGAUGAACACCGUGCCUUUGUGACCAGGGAAACAGAUCCCCUUGUCACAACUGGUGGUCUGCAAGUCGUAAAUCUUUCCGCCCUUCUAUUCUCCCAGCUUCUGACCUGGACUCUCUGGGCAGCUGGGAGAUCCUGACCGCCCCUGUUGUGCCGGAGGGAGCAGCGAGGAGGAGGACCCCGCGAGGGGUUUGCCUUUGAGUUGAGAUGAGCUGCGCAUUCACGGAGAGCAUUGAGAGUCCGCACGGGGGCACUGACCCCUCAGGAGGAGUGGAGGAGGGCCGCCCCCAUCCAUGUAGGACCCAUUGGGCUGUCCCAAGUGGCUGUGCUUUGCUGUGGCCAGGUGUGUGUCCCAGCAUGCUCUGCAGAGUUGUCACGGAUUCUAGGACGCGUGACUUGGGUGUCGCGCUGCUUCACAGGUACCUCCAGACAGCCCCUUGGGUUUUCAGAGUUGGCCUGGCCCUGGAGAGCCUGUGGGCAGUGGGGAGGGCACAGGGGCAUGGGGUGGGUGUCGGUCGCGGGAGGCUGGCCUGUCCUUUGUGGGUUGGUCAGUCAGCAGUUUUUCUGCGGAGAGGGCCAGGGCUGCAUCUGCCAGCAGGGAAGUCCUACUUCUCCAUGCUGGACGCAAAGGGAGCUUCCCUCACUGCCCCCUGAGCUUUCUCACCUUGGCUGGGCUGCAGAGGCCGGGCCCUGACUGGGAGAAGCAAGGUGGGCCGAGGUGGCUGUUUCAAGGUGGGCCUGUGAUUUGCACCACAAAAACGCUCCCUUCUGUGGUCUUGCCAAGCGUGGAGAGGGCAUUCUCCCUGAAUGUGCCCCGUGUCAGAGCCUCCAGUGAGACCAGUCUGUGUGAUGCUGAGUUCAAAGCACAGCAGAGCAGAAGUGCCAGCUCCAGGUGUGGCCGGCUUCUUCUCGGAGCAGCCAGAAUGAGCCAGUCUUGGCCCAGAUCCUCGGAGUGGACCAGCUGGUGCUUGCAGUUUAGACUUAGGAGCUGAGGAAGCCCCCCUUUCGGCAAGAUGGAGAUUCAUUUGGAGAGUGUCCAAUUUCAGGAGGGUCAAACUCCAAACCGCUAGUCACAUAAUGGGAAUGAAAAAUGGAAUUUUGGUGCUCUGUUCCUAAUUAACAUUUUGUUCCAAGCAAGGCAUUCCCAUCCCUUCAAAAGAAAAUUAAUCAUUCCAACAGAUUGCUUUUGUAAAGAACGAGAGAGAGAGAGAGGAUUGUAACAAUCCUAUUUACUCGUGUUAAAAGACUGGUAUAUCUUCUGCAGUGGAUGCUGAAGGGCUGAUCAGGAGCAGAAGAGCAACCUGGAGUGUGAGGAAACCUCACUGCUGAGCUCCCUCCCUCCCUCCCAGGGCUGGCCCAGCAAUCCGAGCGUCACUUGGGGCAGAAGGAUACCUGUGGUGCCAGCCUGUGCCCCAACACCCUCUGCACCCAGGGUCCUCAGAGGGAUCCUGGGUGUCCCUCUGGGCUUGCCCCAUGCAGCCGCUUGAGGUGCCCGCAAGAUGGCCCCCUUCUCCUCCUCUCCUCCAUCAGAGCCCAGUUGCUGCUUGACUUGAAAAGGGGGAGGGCCACAGGAAGAGCCUGCUGGGAGCACACACACACACACACACACACACACACAGAGAGAGGCAACUGCCAGGGCUUGGAGCCCGGUUUGGAGGGGGCUGCUGUGCAGGACAGAAGACGCUGCACAAGGGCCCUUCUGGUAACGUCCUCGGCACCAACAUUGUGCUGGAAUUGAGAGCCAAAGUUCUCUGCUGGUAUUGCACUUGGGUUAAGUCUGACCCCACUUUCCAUCCUCACAAGGGAAAACUGCCUGUUGUUGUUUGUGAUUCGUUUGUAUGGGAUUUAAUUUUUUUAACACAAGGCUGUUUGUUCAAGCCUGUACCUUUCCUAUUAGUGUGUGACUUGCAAAGGUGAUGUUUUUGGGUAGCUGCCACAGUGCUUGCCGGUCGCCUUGGAUGCUCGUGCUUUAGUGCCACAAUGGCAGAGUGAAGGGAGGACACAGAGUGCCCCACAGCUGUGCUCUGGCACAAACCCCAUUCCUUGGGGGGGGGUUCCCCAGGACAACUUCUCAGCCAUUGUGCCUGUCCCUUGCCUGGAACUGGAGAGCAUGAUGCAGGAGCAGCUCCUCUUAAUGAGCCGGGGGCAGAGGGGGGAGCCAUAGGAGGCACCGUCUGUGCCUCUCUCUCCUGCCCCAUCUCACCUAGAGUUGUGCUGCCUGCAGGCUGGCCAUUCGUCAGGUGGGGCUGUGCAGUUAAUCAUGCAGCUCUAGCCAAUGAAUGGCCAGCCUGCAGGCAGCCCAACUCUCACUACUGCUGGGGUGGGAAAGAGAGGAGCAAACGGAGCUCCAGGAAGCAGAGGCAGCUGUGCCUCCUUUGGUUGCCCCCCCCACCCCCGGCCAGCUUUUUAAGAUUGAGCUGCUCAUGGCAUGGCAUGAGCUGCAAUUUGGUCCAUGCGUCACGUUAAGGUUUGCCUCCUGGACUAGCCUGCACCUCGUGCUUCCUGAUCCUCUCCGAGUGAGCACCGGUUCUCACAACCCAUUUCUGAUGUCCGGAAUUCACAGUGAGGUUACUUUUGGUCAAGUGAUCUUCUGGGUUCUCCAGUCAUUAACCUGGAAACCCUCUGAAAAACGGGUUGAACCAGAUUUAUUGGAUACCUUAUUGUGUGUUGGGAGCAUUCAGGAGACCACCUCGCUACACCAAAACUACUCUGGAAAGUUGGUUUGUGUUGAGUAGACCAUCUGAAAAAUGGCCAUGUUGGCAAGUGGUAAACACUGGUUAGAAUUUGGAGAGUUCUGAAUAUCAAAGAAGAGUGGGUGGGCCCCACUCUUCUGCUGGGCCCGGGCCCUUGAAGCCAGUUCUCUUCCUGAGGUCAAGAGGGAAGUGCCCCAAGUGCUUCCAGUUGGUUGAAACUGUGCAUUCUUUGCCCAUUCCACACCCAAUCUGCAAGUGUCACAAUAGGAUGUUAAUUGAUUGUUGUUGUUUUAAUUAUUGUUCUUUUCUUUGUUUUGAUUUUUGAGAGGGAAUAUUUUGUAAACUAAUAGGGUGAAAACAGCUUUUCUUUCUUUCUUUUGCACAAGUCCUUGCACAAAAAGUGGAAAUAUUUAGUAAACUUUUAAGUUUCAAUUCAAAGGGAUCUCUCCUUGGGGAGCUGGCACAGCUACUGAUUUAAGGAAAUGAGCUGGACUGCAUGAGGGUUUUGCAGAUGAAAUUGCAGUAGAUAUUAGCAUGUUGAUUUGACCUGAACGUUUAUUAUCCUGCCAUAACUUUUAUUAAAAAACCAUGUCAUUGAA
This is a messenger RNA of Hemicordylus capensis (graceful crag lizard), 8805 nucleotides long. RefSeq names its product exocyst complex component 6B (gene EXOC6B). Gene Ontology annotation, biological process: Golgi to plasma membrane transport; intracellular protein transport; exocytosis. The record is from RefSeq and is a predicted model, not a curated record. Gene Ontology annotation, cellular component: membrane; exocyst. The transcript has 22 exons. NCBI's taxonomy places the organism in Eukaryota, Metazoa, Chordata, Lepidosauria, Squamata, Cordylidae. Bases 118 to 2532 code for a protein of 804 amino acids.